CGCCGGGAAAACGAAACACCGUGGAGUUCGUGUGAACUCGGCGAGAGCCCCAACCCGCACACUAAAAAAGAAAGAUUGGGAGAUGUUUCUCAUGGCUGUGCAGAGGAUUUAUUGAAGACUUCAUCACCUGAUUCCUCCAAUGAGAAUUCCCCAGCAGUGCCCCCAGAUGAACAGGGUCAGGGUGAUGCCCCACCGCAACAUGAAGAUGAGGAACCUGCAUUUCCACAUACUGACCUGGCAAAGUUGGAUGACAUGAUCAACAGGCCUCGAUGGGUGGUUCCUGUUUUACCAAAAGGAGAAUUAGAAGUGCUUUUGGAAGCUGCCAUUGAUCUCAGUAAAAAAGGCCUUGAUAUUAAAAGUGAAGCAUGUCAACGUUUUUUUCGAGAUAAGUUAAACAUAUCUUUCACUAAAAUCCUUAUGGAUGAGGCCGUGAGUGGAUGGAAGUUUGAAAUUCAUAGGUGUAUUAUUAACAAUACUCAUCGCCUUGUGGAGCUUUGUGUGGCUAAGUUGUCCCAAGACUGUUUUCCACUUCUAGAACUGUUAGCUAUGGCCUUAAAUCCUCAUUGCAAAUUCCAUAUCUACAAUGCUACACGUCCUUGUGAAUCAGUUUCCACCAGUGCUCAGUCACCUGAAGAUGAACUAUUUGCUUGUUCUUCAGAUCUUCGAUCACCCAAAGGUUGGCUGGUGGAUCUCAUCAAUAAAUUUGGCACAUUAAAUGGUUUCCAGAUUUUACUUGAUCGCUUUAUUAAUGGAUCGGCAUUAAACGUCCAAGUAAUUGCUGCCUUUAUUAAACCAUUUGGACAAUGCUAUGAAUUUCUCAGUCAACAUACAGUGAAAAAAUACUUUAUUCCAGUUAUUGAUGUAAUCCCACAGUUACUAGAAAAUUUAACUGAUGAGGAACUGAAAAAAGAAGCAAAGAAUGAAGUUAAAAAUGAUGCUCUUUCAAUGAUUAUUAAGUCUCUGAAGAAUUUAGCUUCAAGAAUUCCAGGACAAGAAGAAACUAUAAAAAAUCUAGAAAUUUUUAGGUUGAAAAUGAUACUUAGAUUGCUUCAGAUCUCUUCUUUUAAUGGAAAAAUGAAUGCACUGAAUGAAAUCAAUAAGGUAAUAUCUAGUGUGUCAUACUAUGCUCAUCAUGGUAAUCCUGAGGAAGAGGAAUGGCUGACAGCUGAACGAAUGGCUGAAUGGAUACAGCAAAACAGUAUCUUGUCUGUAGUCUUGCGAGAUAGUCUUCAUCAACCACAGUAUGUAGAAAAGCUAGAGAAGAUUCUUCGUUUUGUGAUUAAAGAAAAAGCUCUUACGUUACAGGAUCUUAAUAAUAUCUGGGCAGCACAGGCAGGGAAACAUGAAGCCAUUGUGAAGAAUGUGCAUGAUUUACUAGCAAAGUUGGCUUGGGAUUUUUCUCCUGAACAACUUGAUCAUCUUUUUGAUUGCUUCAAGGCAAGUUGGACUAAUGCAAGUAACAAACAGCGUGAAAAACUACUUGAGCUCAUACGUCGUCUUGCAGAAGAUGAUAAAGAUGGUGUGAUGGCACAUAAAGUAUUGAACCUUCUUUGGAAUCUGGCCCACAGUGAUGAUGUACCUGUAGACAUAAUGGACCUGGCACUCAGUGCCCACAUAAAAAUACUAGAUUACAGCUGUUCUCAGGAUCGAGAUACACAAAAGAUCCAGUGGAUAGAUCGCUUUAUAGAAGAACUUUGCACAAAUGACAAGUGGGUAAUUCCUGCACUGAAACAAAUAAGAGAAAUUUGUAGUUUGUUUGGGGAAGCACCACAAAAUCUCAGUCAAACUCAGCGAAGCCCCCACAUACUCUACCGUCAUGAUUUGAUCAACCAGCUUCAGCGUGAUCAUGCCUUAGUUACUUUGGUUUCAGAAAACCUUGCAGCAUAUAUGAACAGCAUCAGAUUAUAUGCUAGAGAUAAUGAAGACUAUGAUCCACAAACUGUGAGACUUGGAAAUAGAUACAGUCAUGUUCAAGAGGUCCAAGAACGACUUUACUUUCUUAGGUUUUUAUUGAAAGAUGGUCAACUCUGGCUAUGUGCUCCCCAGGCUAAACAAAUAUGGAAAUGCUUAGCAGAGAAUGCAGUUUAUCGUUGUGACCGUGAAGCCUGUUUUAAAUGGUAUUCCAAGUUAAUGGGAGAUGAACCUGACUUAGAUCCUGAUAUUAAUAAGGAUUUCUUUGAAAGUAAUGUGCUUCAGCUUGAUCCUUCCCUAUUAACUGAAAAUGGAAUGAAGUGCUUUGAAAGAUUCUUCAAAGGUGUUAAUUGUCGAGAAGGGAAACUGAUAGCAAAAAGAAGAGUCUAUAUGAUGGACAAUUUGGAAUUAAUAGGAUUAGACUAUCUGUGGAGGGUUGUGAUGCAGAGCAGUGAUGAUAUUGCCAACAGAGCUAUAGAUCUUCUUAAAGAGAUGUACACAAACCUUGGGCCGAGACUACAGAUGAAUCAGGUGGUUAUCCAUGAAGACUUUAUUCAAUCUUGCUUUGAUCGUCUGAAAACAUCAUAUGAAACAUUGUAUAUUUCGGACAGUGAAAAAGACAGUAUUAACUGUGCAAAGCAAGAAGUCAUCCAAAUGGUUCGAGUGUUAACUGUUUUGAGAGAGUACAUAAAUGAAUGUGACAGUGAUUAUCAUGAAGAAAGAAUGAUUCUACCUAUGUCAAGAGCCUUCCAUGGCAAACACCUGUCUCUUACAGUUCGGUUUCCAAACCAGGGCAAACAAGUUGAUGACUUGGACAUAUUGUCUCAUACAAAUGAUACAAUUGGCUCAAUACGUCGUCGUAUUCUCAGUCAUAUUAAAGCCAACAUAGCCCAUAAAAAUAUUGAACUCUCUGUGGGUGGUGAAUUGAUAGGUUCUGAAGAUGACAGAAAGCCAAUUGCACAGUUAAACUUAAAAGAUAAAUCACUAAUUACAGCCAAACUUAUAGAAAUAAAUUCAAGCAUACUUUCAAGCCCUGAUAGUUCUUCUGAUUCUUCAAAUGGAUCACCUGAAAACCAUUGUAAUCGCUACACUGAUGGUCCCGGUACAGAAGUGGAAAGUUGUUUGCCUGGUGUUAUAAUGUCAUUGCAUCCGAGAUAUAUCUCUUUCCUUUGGAAAGUUGCAGACUUAGGUAGCAGCCUGAAUAUGCCACCUCUUAGGGAUGGGGCGAGACUACUUAUGAAAAUUAUGCCACCAGAUAACACAACUGUAGACAAAUUAAGAGAAAUUUGUUUGAACCAUGCAAAACUUGAAGAGAGCAAUCUUGAUCUUGAGUCACUCUUCUUUGGUCCUUCUGCCUCUCAAGUUCUGUACCUAACAGAGGUAGUCUAUGUAUUGGUAAUGCCUGCUGAUACAUCUCUGGCUGACAGUUCCUCAGAUUUUCAGUUUCAUUUCCUGAAAAGUGGUGGCUUGUCCAUUGUAUUGAGCAUGCUAAUAAAAAAUAACUUCUUACCAAAUGCAGAUACAGAAACUCGAAGGAGCGCUUACUUCAAUGCCCUUAAAAUAGCCAAAUUGUUAUUAACUGCAAUUGGGUAUGGCCAUGUUCGUGCUGUGGCAGAAGCUUGUCAGUCGGUUUUAGAUGGUACAGAUCCUGUAACACCGAUUAACCAGGUUACUCAUGGUCAAGCAGUGGUGCUGCAAAGUGCCCUUCAGGUCAUUCCUAAUCCUUCAUCUGAGUGCAUGCUCAGAAAUGUAUCAAUACGUCUUGCUCAGCAAAUAUCUGAUGAGGCCUCAAGAUACAUGCCUGAUAUUUGUGUAAUUAGAGCCAUACAAAAAAUUAUCUGGGCUGCAGGAUGUGGGGCAUUAGAGCUAGUAUUUAGUCCAAAUGAAGAAAUCACUAAAACUUAUCAGAUGAACCCCAAUUCAAGCUGUGAGCCGAAGAUAGAAGAUGAACAGGUUUGCUGUGAAGCCCUGGAAGUGAUGACAUUAUGUUUUGCUUUGAUUCCAACAGCCUUAGAUACAUUUAGUAAAGAAAAGGCCUGGAAAACCUUCAUCAUUGACUUAAUAUUGCACUGUUCCAGCAAAACUGUUCGCCAGUUAGCACAAGAGCAGUUUUUUUUGAUGUGUACCAGAUGUUGCAUGGGACAUAGGCCUCUGCUUUUCUUCAUCACUCUACUCUUUACUGUUUUGGGGAGCACAGCAAGAGAGAGGGGUAAACAUUCUGGUGAAUAUUUCACACUUUUACGGCAUCUUCUUAAUUAUGCUUAUAACAGUAAUAUUAAUGUACCUAAUGCUGAGGUUCUUCUCAACAAUGAAAUUGAUUGGCUCAAAAGGAUUACGGAUCAUGUUAAAAACACAGGUGAAACAGAUAUUGAAGAGCCAAUCUUGGAAGGACAUCUUGGGGUAACAAAAGAGUUGAUUGCCUUUCAAACUCCUGAGAAAAAGUAUCACAUUGGUUGUGAAAACGGAGGUGCCAAUCUUAUUAAAGAAUUAAUUGAUGAUUUCAUCUUUCCUGCAUCCAAAGUUUACCUGCAAUAUGUAAGAAAUGGAGAGAUGCCAGCUGAACAGGCUGUUCCAGUCUGUAGUUCACCAGCUACGAUCAGUGCUGGUUUUGAACUUCUUGUGGCAUUAGCUGUUGGUUGUGUAAAAAAUCUCAAAGAGAUAGUAGACUGUUUGACUGAAAUGUAUUACAUAGACACAGCAAUGACUACUUGUGAAGCACUUACUGAGUGGGAGUAUUUGCCACCUGUUGGACCCCGGCCACCAGAAGGAUUUGUGGGACUCAAAAAUGCUGGUGCUACUUGUUACAUGAAUUCAGUGAUUCAGCAACUAUACAUGAUUCCUUCCAUCAGGAACAGUAUUCUUGCAAUUGAAGGCACAGGUAGUGAUACAGAUGAUAAUAUAUAUGGCGAAGAAAAGCAGGACAUUGAGAUUAAUGUUGAUCUUCGAGAUGAUGUUUUUGGAUAUCCUCAUCAAUUUGAAGACAAACCAGCAUUAACUAAGACUGAAGAUAGGAAAGAGUACAAUAUUGGUGUCCUAAGACACCUUCAGGUUAUCUUUGGUCAUUUAGCUGCUUCCCGACUGCAAUACUAUGUACCCAGAGGAUUUUGGAAACAAUUCAGGCUUUGGGGUGAACCUGUUAAUCUUCGUGAACAACAUGAUGCUUUAGAGUUCUUCAAUUCUUUGGUGGAUAGUUUAGAUGAAGCUUUAAAAGCAUUAGGACAUCCUGCAACACUAAGUAAAGUAUUAGGAGGUUCCUUUGCUGAUCAGAAGAUUUGCCAAGGCUGCCCACAUAGAUAUGAAUGUGAAGAAUCUUUCACAACUUUGAAUGUGGAUAUCAGGAAUCAUCAAAAUCUUUUGGAUUCUUUGGAGCAUUAUAUCAAAGGAGAUUUAUUAGAAGGUGCAAAUGCAUAUCGUUGUGAAAAAUGUGAUAAAAAGGUUGACACAGUAAAGCGCUUGCUAAUUAAAAAACUACCUGCCGUUCUUGCUAUCCAAUUGAAACGAUUUGACUAUGACUGGGAAAGAGAAUGUGCAAUCAAAUUCAAUGAUUAUUUUGAAUUUCCACGAGAACUGGACAUGGAACCUUACACAGUUGCAGGUGUUGCAAAACUGGAAGGAGAUAAUAUAAGCCCAGAAAAUCAGUUAAUUAAACAAAAUGAGCAGUAUGAAAGUGAGAUAGCACCAGACACAAAAUACAGACUUGUGGGUGUGCUGGUACACAGUGGUCAAGCAAGUGGUGGACAUUAUUAUUCUUAUAUCAUUCAGAGAAACAAUAAAGAUGCACAGAGAGAACACUGGUAUAAAUUUGAUGAUGGAGAUGUAACAGAAUGCAAAAUGGAUGAUGAUGAAGAAAUGAAAAAUCAGUGUUUUGGUGGAGAGUACAUGGGCGAAGUAUUUGAUCAUAUGAUGAAGCGCAUGUCAUACAGGCGACAGAAAAGAUGGUGGAAUGCUUAUAUACUUUUUUAUGAAAGAAUGGACACAGUAGAUGAAGAUACUAAGAUGAAAAGAUAUAUAUCACAGCUAUCUCUCAGAAGACCCUAUCAGAUUAUUAUGUCUCCAGCUAUUGAGAGAAGUGUACGGAAACAAAAUGUGCAGUUCAUGCAUAAUCGAAUGCAAUACAGUUUAGAAUAUUUUCAGUUUGUGAAAAAACUGCUUACGUGUAAUAGUGUUUACUUAACUCCUGCUCCAGGACGAGAUCACUUAUUGCCCGAAGCGGAAGAAAUCACUAUGAUUAGUAUUCAACUUGCUGCUAGAUUCCUAUUUACUACUGGAUUUCACACAAAGAAAAUUGUCCGUGGCCCUGCCAGUGACUGGUAUGAUGCCCUGUGUAUUCUUCUCCGUCACAGCAAGAAUGUACGCUUUUGGUUUGCACAUAAUGUACUUUUUAAUGUGUCAAAUCGUUUCUCUGAAUACCUUCUGGAGUGCCCUAGUGCAGAAGUGAGGGGUGCAUUUGCAAAGCUUAUAGUAUUUAUUGCACAUUUUUCCUUGCAAGAUGGGUCUUGUCCUUCACCUUUUGCAUCUCCAGGACGUGGAAGUCAGACAUGUGAUAACUUGAGUUUGAGUGACCAUUUACUAAGAGCAGUGCUAAAUCUUUUGAGAAGGGAAGUUUCAGAAAAUGGACGUCAUUUGCAGCAGUAUUUCAAUUUGUUUGUAAUGUAUGCCAAUUUAGGCAUGGCAGAAAAGACACAGCUUUUGAAGUUGAGUGUACCUGCUACUUUUAUGCUUGUGUCUUUAGAUGAAGGACCAGGUCCUCCAAUCAAGUAUCAGUAUGCUGAAUUAGGCAAAUUAUAUUCAGUGGUGUCACAGUUGAUCCGCUGUUGCAAUGUCUCAUCAAGAAUGCAAUCUUCAGUCAAUGGUAAUCCCCCGCUUCCUAAUCCCUUUGGUGACCCUAACUUAUCACAACCUAUAAUGCCAAUUCAGCAGAAUGUGGCAGACAUUCUAUUUGUGAGAACAACUUAUGUGAAGAAAAUUAUUGAAGACUAUAGUAACUCUGAGGAGACCAUCAAAUUACUUCGUUUUUGCUGCUGGGAGAAUCCUCAGUUCUCAUCUACUGUCCUCAGUGAACUUCUGUGGCAGGUUUCAUAUUCAUACACCUAUGAACUUCAGCCAUAUUUGGGUCUACUUUUGGAAAUGUUACUGAUUGAGGAUUCCUGGCAGACUCACAGAAUUCAUAAUGCACUUAAAGGAAUACCAGAUGAUCGAGAUGGACUGUUUGACACAAUCCAGCGCUCUAAGAAUCACUAUCAAAAAAGAGCAUAUCAAUGUAUAAAAUGCAUGGUAGCUUUAUUUAACAAUUGUACUAUUGCUUACCAGAUUUUACAGGGUAAUGGAGAUCUUAAGAGAAAGUGGACCUGGGCUGUGGAAUGGCUUGGAGAUGAACUGGAAAGAAGACCCUAUCCUGGGAAUCCACAGUACACAUACCAUAAUUGGUCUCCUCCAGUACAAAGCAAUGAAACAUCAAAUGGUUAUUUUUUAGAAAGAUCACAUAGUGCUAGGAUGACACUUGCAAAAGCUUGUGAACUCUGUCCAGAGGAGGAGCCAGAUGACCAAGAUGCCCCAGAUGAGCAUGAAACAUCUCCACCAGAAGAUACCUCUUUGUAUCUCCAUGCAUCUGGAUCUCAAUAUCAGCAGAGUACUCAUGUGCAUGGACAGCCAUAUAUAGGAACAGCGACUGAUCACUUGAACAGCACUCAGAAAACUGGCCAACAAACAGAAGAAAAUUACGAAAACAAUGAAGAAUUAUCCUUAUCUCAAAUAAAGAAUCAAUGAAAUACAUGCCAUUAGCUGGUUGUUAAGAUGCAGUACUCGGGCCUUACAGGCCAAAAUUGCUAUGCCUGAAUAAUAUAUUAAAACUAGGGAAGCUAUUCCAAAUCAUCAUGGAAUUGAGAGUCUUUUCACUGUCACAUAAUAUGCAGAAAUUUGCUAUCAUUACAAACUGCCCACAGGAUAAAGUGUAUAGUGUUUUAUAAUAAAUGGCUAUAAUACUAUUUAAAUGGCAAAGGUGUAUAUAGUAUAUUAAUGUUUGUUAAUUCUUAAGCAAAAACCUUUUUGUGAAAAAGCUAUAUACAAACACAAAAAUAAAUUCUCUUAGUGUCCAUUGCAUUCUGCAGCUAGUGUUGCUUGCCUCAUACAGAUCAACCCGUUUACCAAAAACAAGAGAGCAAAUAAGGAACAUAAAAUAGCCUUUCCACAUCAAUCCAGUCAACAGUUCUUUUUAAUUCUUGUUUUAGGAUAUGUACGUCUGGUAGGUAACUUGAAUUAUAUGUUGAUGUGGAACACUUCUGAUGUAUGAUUCCUAGGUAUUUUUCUUUGUAUUUUUAUUUUUAUUUUAAGUGGAUCACUUUAAUUCUGUAGUCAUGUUGUAACAUUUAGCAUGACUUCUCACCGGUGGGAAGAGAAUUAUCCAACAGAUAGAAGUUGUCCAAAAAUAAGUUUAAUCAGACUCAGUUUGCCUACUUAAGAUAAAUAUGAAAUGGAGAGGAAUGUGACAAGCAGUUUUUAUUGCACAUAUGUUCAUCACAUUUAAUAUUUGAUGAUUCAGUAUCUUCAUGGGAUAAAGAAUAUUGGUAGGAAUUUUGAAGUACGAGAACAAACGUUUAAAAGUUUACUAUGCCAGAAGGUGUGAGACAUAAUGCAAGACUGUAUUUUGGUGUGUACUUGUUCUGGUUUUUUGGCUUUCUUUUUGUUUUAAUUUAUUAGAUAUAGCUUCAGAAACUUUACUUCUGUAAAUGCUUUGAAAUGCCAUUGUACCAAUAUUCUGUUUGAGAAAACAAGACUUCUAGUUGUUUUUCCAUUGUUUCAAAACUCUUAUUGUUUGAUGGGAUGCUUAAUAAAAUAUGUUCUUCUGCCCAAUUAGCAUAAAUCUAAAGUACCAUUUUUAAAAUAAACACUUGCUUAAGGAUACCAAGAAACUUAUGAGUUAAUGCUUUGUUAAGAAGAGAAUUGGUAACUUUUGAAUGUGUACAUAUUUUGGAACCUAUCAAAAAACCAAGUAUCUGCCAACAGAUAUAACAUGUCUAUAUACUACUUAAAUAUUUUGUUGUUUUGUUUUAUAGAAAUUAUUUUGCUGA
Messenger RNA from Lepus europaeus (European hare), 8978 nucleotides. RefSeq names its product probable ubiquitin carboxyl-terminal hydrolase FAF-X. The annotation marks the transcript as partial. Gene Ontology annotation, molecular function: cysteine-type deubiquitinase activity; cysteine-type endopeptidase activity. NCBI's taxonomy places the organism in Eukaryota, Metazoa, Chordata, Mammalia, Lagomorpha, Leporidae. The record is from RefSeq and is a predicted model, not a curated record. Gene Ontology annotation, biological process: cell migration; protein deubiquitination. The transcript is spliced from 45 exons. Gene Ontology annotation, cellular component: cytosol; nucleus.